GACCGCUUCUUAGUCCAGGAUUUCUCAAUUUUUUAUGACUUAAAUCCGAGUGCUUCACAUUUGCUCGGUUUCCAAUCCGCUUUGGCAAGCAAAAACCAGGAAUCAUAUCAUGGCCGUGUCUCCAGAGGACACGGCAGGCUCCAACCCUCCCAUUGCGAGCAGCUCCGAGCCUACAGCAAAUGUGAUUACUGUCGAUCCCGUUGUUGAAAAUGAGGAUACAACAGAUGCUGAGAUUAAGAGUAUUCAUACGUCUUCUACCGCCUCUUUGAGCGAAAGCAUCACCGAGUAUCGACCGAAUGACGAAAGACAGAAUGAAGGACUUGACAUUGCUCAUUACUGGGAGAAACUCCUCCUAAAUGACAGGUUGUUUCUUGCGCCUAUAGGUGAAACCCCCCAGAACGUUCUCGAUGUUGGCACCGGAACCGGUAUCUGGGCUAUAGACUUCGCGGAUAUGUACCCUUCCGCCGAAGUGAUAGGAGUUGAUAUCUCACCGAUUCAGCCAGGUUGGGUCCCACCUAAUUGCAAGUUCCAGAUCGAUGAUAUCGAGCAGCCAUGGACCUGGCCUGUCAGCUACUUCGACUUCGUGCACAUCAGUCACCUCGAGGGUAGUGUGGCAGACUGGCCGAAACAUUACGGCCAGGCUUUUGCCCACAUCAAGUCAGGCGGAUUGAUUGAGGUCAAGGAAAUAGACGUUGAAUUGUGUUCUCAAGUGCUUGCUGAACUGAACGAAGAUCACGUCUACAAGAGAUGGGGUAAAGUGAUGCUGGAGGCCAUGGACCGGCUGGGAAAGACAGGAACCCAAAGCCGCAACCAUGGUAUCGCCAGAGGUCUGGAAGCCGCCGGCUUUGUCGACGUCGUCGAGCAGCAGUGGGCUGCGCCUAUCGGUGCUUGGCCGAAAGAUCCGACUCUCAAAGAAGUGGGUAAGUGUCAUCUCCAGUAUCUUGAUCAAUCGCUUGAAGGCUUUGGUACAUUUCUUCUGAAAGAGGUAAUGGGAUGGGGAUACGCUGAGAUCGUGGUGUUCAUGAGCGAGAUGCGGAAGGCCAUCAGGGACCUAAAGCUUCAAUCCUACAUCAAGCUGCAUGUUGUCAUGCGAAGAAGCCAUAGGUCCUUACGAGUCAACUUUGCGGCUGUGAGGGAGCAAGGUGGUUGGAAUUAGUUGUCGCCCAACAAUACACGCAUACAAACACACAAUCUUUUCGAGGUCUCUUUAGCUCUGUCGGUUCCUAAUGUGUUAGGAAGAUGGGACCGGCAAAUGUGUCUGGGUAAGUAGGGAAGUGAUAGACUGCCGAACUGAACUCGAGAAACGGCGAGGGUCUUUCCAGAAUCAAGUCAGUCUCGUUAGAACUGAGGACCAAAAGUUAUAGAACCACCAUCCAAACCAUUCAGUGUCGAUAGUUAUUCGACGAAAACGGAGACCGCAUUCCACCAAGGCAGGAAGGAACAAAUGUUAAAUUGGGCCUGUGCAGGCAACACAGAAUCAGUGACAACCAGCAAGAUGAAGCAGG
Messenger RNA from Colletotrichum phormii, 1505 nucleotides. Its product is annotated as S-adenosyl-L-methionine-dependent methyltransferase. The transcript is spliced from 8 exons. The coding region runs from base 110 to 1156 and encodes 348 amino acids. Lineage: Eukaryota; Fungi; Ascomycota; Sordariomycetes; Glomerellales; Glomerellaceae. Gene Ontology annotation, molecular function: methyltransferase activity. The record is from RefSeq and is a predicted model, not a curated record.